Baudoinia panamericana UAMH 10762 is the source of this 903-nucleotide messenger RNA. RefSeq lists its product as uncharacterized. The coding region runs from base 1 to 903 and encodes 300 amino acids. Lineage: Eukaryota; Fungi; Ascomycota; Dothideomycetes; Mycosphaerellales; Teratosphaeriaceae. The record is from RefSeq and is a predicted model, not a curated record. Gene Ontology annotation, molecular function: hydrolase activity. The transcript has a single exon.
AUGGCCACCCGCAAAAUCCGUAUCGUCUGUAUGUCAGACACCCACAACCAUGCACCAGGCGAAGGCUACACCGUACCACAAGGCGACCUCUUCAUACAUGCUGGUGACUUGACUAACCAGGGUAGCCAUGCAGAGCUUAGGAAAGCUGCCCAUUGGCUUGGGCAACCAACAUUUACUGCAAAGGUAGUGACCGCUGGCAACCACGACUUAUCUCUCGACGAACAAUACAGCACCCAGUCCGCUGAGGGUUGGGCUGUGCAAUCAGAGAAAGUGACGGAGUGCCAAGAACUCUUCGAACAUCAUGAAUCUUUCACUUACCUGCAACACUCUUCCACAACUGUUCGUCUCGAGGACAAGAAUGUCAGCCUGCGAGUGUUCGGUUCUCCAUUCUCGCCAGACAGGGGUACUCAAAACUGGGCUUUUCAGUACCCUCCCGACGAAAGCGAGGCCCUGUGGCAAGCCAUCCCAGAAGACACAGACGUCCUCAUAACGCAUACUCCACCUGCUGGUUACUGCGACACAAGCGCACAUUGGGUAGAAGGCGGCUGUGCGUCGCUCCUGAGGCGUCUGUGCCAAGUGAGACCUCUGCUGCACGUCUGCGGUCACUGCCAUGAAGGACGCGGUGUGCAGAUCAUUCGCUGGAGCGACUCUGCGGGUGAGGUUGAAAGCGUGCGAACCUGGCGGGAUCCGGGUCGCAGCAAUAAGAAGAUGUCGUUGCUCGAUUUGACAGGCGAUCGCGACGGCCUACCGCUUGAGGUGGGUAAAGAGACGGCCGUAGUAAAUGCAAGCAUUAUGGCGAAGAGCUUCGGCCGUGGUAGCAAAGCGUUCAACAAGCCGAUUGUAGUUGACAUCAGUGUUCCGGCGUCCGACCAUACACUGUCGGACAGAGAAGGACGAGGAUGA